GUCGCAUGGAGCGGGCGAUUGUUGGAGGCGUGCGGCAGAGCGGCAUCAAGUGCUCGGCCUUCUUCAUCCUCGGCAGCCCGUUCGCAGUCGACGCAUUGUGGACAUUGUCGCCGGCUGCCGCAGCGCGCAUCGAGCGAUCAGGAGCAGCGUGAAGGUCGAAGCUUUGCAGGGCGCAGCAGCAGCAGCAGCAGCUAUGGCGGCCUCCGUUGCCACCGGGUCCGUCUGCAAGGCAGCGGCCUCCCUGGCCGUGUCGAGCAGCUCCUUCUCCGGCCAGACCGUGCAGAAUGUGUCCGUCUCCAAGGCUUUCGGCCUCAAGGCCGCAGGCUCGCGCGUCACCUGCUCCGCCGCUGAGGACUUCGUCCAGAAGUGUGCCGAUGCUGGCAAGAUUGCUGCCGUCGCUCUCGCCACCUCUGCCCUCGCCGUCUCUGGCGCGAAUGCUGAGGGAUUCCCCAAGAGAUUGACCUUCGACGAGGUGAACUCUCAGACUUACCUCGAGGUGAAGGGAACCGGUCUUGCCAACCAGUGCCCCAUCAUUCGGGGAGGACAAGAUGGAUUCAAAUUCAAGGCCGGAGACUACACCAUGAAGAACCUGUGCCUCGAGCCGACCUCAUUCGUCGUGAAGGCCGAGGGCCCACUCAAGGGAUCGGGUGAGGGCUACCAGAACACCAAGCUCAUGACCAGGUUGACAUACACCUUGGACGCCGUGGAGGGACCAUUCUCAGUGGGCACAGACGGAAGCGUGAAGUUCACAGAGAAGGACGGAAUCGACUACGCCGCUGUCACCGUGCAGCUGCCAGGAGGCGAGAGGGUGCCAUUCCUCUUCACCAUCAAGGAGCUCGUCGCCAGCGGAACCCCAGACUCAUUCGGGGGACCCUUCUUGGUGCCUUCCUACAGAGGCUCGUCAUUCUUGGACCCGAAGGGACGAGGAGGAUCGACCGGUUACGAGGAUGCCGUCGCCCUGCCCGCCGGAGGUCGUGGUAUGGAGGAUGAGCUCGCCAAGGAGAACAACAAGAACACCGCCGCAUUGCAGGGCAACAUCACCUUCAGCGUAGCCAAGAGCGACCCAUCGACCGGAGAGGUGGCAGGAGUGUUCGAGAGCAUCCAACCAUCUGACACUGAUUUGGGCUCCAAGGCGCCCAAGGAGGUGAAAAUCGAGGGUAUCUGGUACGCUCAGCUCGACUAGAUUCACAGGUCUCGUGGGCCAUGGUAGCCUUCGACGGGAGAACGCCCGCCGUGUAUAUGAUUUUGAAUGUGUCCAUAUUAAAUUGACUAGGAUGAUGAGUGAGGUCCUGAUCAUUCUACACUCAUGUACUCAAAGUUAGUCCCCCCUGCCCUCCCUUCCUUCGAAUAGAGGGUUCCUAUUGCCAUCCGAGUUCGUUGGCGAGAUUUGUUGACAUUUCAAGUAAUGCACCUCCGCACGCCGUUUCAGCUGUCAUCCGCCGCUUGUAUCCUAAGAUCCUAAUCAAAUUUCAUAGUGCUUGAUGGCAAAUUUUGUUCC
Marchantia polymorpha subsp. ruderalis is the source of this 1498-nucleotide messenger RNA. Lineage: Eukaryota; Viridiplantae; Streptophyta; Marchantiopsida; Marchantiales; Marchantiaceae. The record is from the annotation of a GenBank genome assembly.